Molecule: messenger RNA, 255 nt
Organism: Penicillium egyptiacum
Lineage: Eukaryota; Fungi; Ascomycota; Eurotiomycetes; Eurotiales; Aspergillaceae
Source: the annotation of a GenBank genome assembly
CAACGAGAGAAGCAGAACCGGAGGCAAUGGAUCGAGACGUGGUGAGUUCUGGCUGGAGAGCGACGCGCACGUGAGGGGUGCUGGAGAGGUAGGCGUCGAGGCUCUUGGCCUUGGAGAUCUGGCGGGCGAAGUAGACGAGGAUCUUCCAGCACACGAGCGUCUCCUUGGCGUCGAAGUGGAAGGGGGUGUGCAGAACCUGGCUCUGACGCCCGAGAUCCUGUGUACGAGACAGAAGGAACCGGCGAACGUGCCAGA